Messenger RNA from Quercus lobata, 1801 nucleotides. Its product is annotated as protein UPSTREAM OF FLC-like. The transcript has 3 exons. The coding region runs from base 465 to 1358 and encodes 297 amino acids. The record is from RefSeq and is a predicted model, not a curated record. NCBI's taxonomy places the organism in Eukaryota, Viridiplantae, Streptophyta, Magnoliopsida, Fagales, Fagaceae.
AAUAGACAAUACAUUUUAUGGAACAUGUUGGCAUUUGGCCCUACACUUGCACCAAACAUUACAGAGAUCGUUCUAAAUUAUUGCCUCAUAAGAAAUUUGCUGCAUAAACUUAUACGCAAAUGACCUUAAGAUUGGUUGAUGUUGAUUCAAAUUUCAGCAAUGACAAAAUUUGAUGGGCAAAACUUCAAUUGUUUUACUUCUUUGUUUGAUAAAAGCUGUCGGUUUGCUCCCUCUAUUGACUAACCAAAUCCACCAGCCAUGCUCUAUAUUACUAUAUAUUACUUCCGUCAUUUCCCAAGCCAUGUUCUUAUAAAUAUGAGCUCCCUCACUUUCCCUCUAAUAACAUUUCUUCUAUUCCUCUCUUUACCUGACUACCUAUAUACAACUUUAUAACUUCACGUUUCCCAACUACAUUUCUUUUAUGUACCUUAAGUAAUGAAUUGCUUUACUUUGUUCAGAUAAUUAUGGCAGUCGAUUCAGCAGGAAGGAAAGUGUUAUGCAUGCCAAGGCAAUGGCAAGAGAGAGACACUAGUCCUGAGAGAACCAAGGUUUGGAUGGAGCCAAAGUCGAAGACAACUGAGCAAAAAGUUCCCGUCAUUUACUACCUCUCCCGCAAUGGCCAGCUCGAGCAACCUCAUUUCAUGGAGGUCCCUCUCUCUUCACCAAAAGGACUCUAUCUCAGAGAUGUGAUGAACAGACUAAAUUUUCUUCGGGGACAAGGCAUGGCCAACAUGUAUACCUGGUCUUCAAAAAGGAGCUACAAGAAUGGAUUUGUGUGGCACGACUUGUCUGACAAUGACUUCAUAUACCCUUGUCACGGCCAAGAAUACGUUUUCAAAGGUUCACAACUCCUUGAAACGUCUUUAAGCUUUCGAUCCUAUGAAACAGUAUCAUCAAUAUCAUCAACCUCAAACAAUUCCUUCGACACAAGCACUUCGAGUAUAGACUCCAAUAUCCCUACAGUCAUUGUGAGGAAAAAGAAUCAGUCAUGGAAUUCAUUUGACGACCUUCGUGAAUAUGAAGUUUACAAGGCCAGAGCUGGUGGGGAAUUUGCUGCAAAAGCAUCUAAUAAUGCAGCCACACAGACUGAGGAUAAGAGGAGGCAGAAAAGGAAGGAUAGUGAAAAAGUUGAAGAGUGUGAAGGGAAUGAUGUAACUGAGAUGAAGGGUCACGAAGAGGUUCACUUGGCAUUUUCAAAGGAUGGUUUUGGAGGGUUAGGUAGUUUGGAGGGGUCUAAGGAGGUUCGUGUUAGAAAUCUGCUGGCGGAGAAUGAUUGUCCCAGUGAGAAGAAGAAGGCAUCUAAGGUUCUGAUGCAGUUGAUCAGUUGUGGAUCAAGAGGGAUCAAAGAUCGAUUGUGAGUCAAUAGCAAGAAUGGAUCCAUUUCAUGUUAUUUAAACUUUUAAAUAAAGUGACAUUCAGGGCUGUAAGUUCUACAAAAUAAAUUUUUAAUCGUAAAAUGGGCCAUGUGUAUUUCAAAUGAAACAGAGAGAAUCUAGAGUGUGUAAAGUAGGACAAGUACCAUAAGAAGUACAAAAAUGAGUUGUGGAUAUAUUUAUCAAGAAAUGAGCUAUGCACAUUAUAGUCAGUGCACUAUAAAGUGUAACACUCUUAUUGUGAUAGAAGAAUUUUGUUCUACUGUUCAUGAGGUCAUUAGUUGGGAUUUCUUUGUUGCUUUUGAAAUUUGAAGACAUGGGCCAAUGCGGUUUUCAAUGAUUGGAUUGAAUGUUUGAUGUCCAUAUUCAUGAUGUAUUUUUCGCUUGUAAAGCAUUGCUUAUGGAAUGUAUUUGUAUCUUUUGUCUUA